CUUUGGACAAGACGCAGAGCUGCUGCCCUGGGCUCUGCUCUGUUUGUGACCAAUGAAGACUUUAAAAUUUCUUGCUGCUGAGAGUUUUGUACGGGACACCGAGAAGGCGCAGCAGAGCCUUUGCUGGCUGUCUCACAACCUGUUCCCGCUUCUCUUUAAAGCGUCUUACCUACACGAGCAGUCGCAGAUUCUUCAUGAUGUCGUCCAGCACUGGCCUCUGGCAGAGCUCAGCCUCAAAGAUCUGUUAGGCCGUACAGCAGACUGCGAUGACGAUUUGACCGAUAGGACCUGCUCAGCCGCUUUGGGGGCACUUCUGGAUGGUCUCAAGGAUCAUGUCCUUUGCCAGCCUGUAACCUAUGCCAAGCACCUAAGGCUGGUGGAUCUCACAGGCAUCAGAGAUGUUCAGUUCCAGCUGUGCCGCUGCGGGAGAUCCCUGGGGAAAUGGGCACGAACUGAGAAGGUCACCCGCAUCUGUUAUGAACUGCUUUUGGCGAUGGAAUCACAAGACGUCUCUCCGUCCGUGUUUGGAGUAUCCAUUGACAUCCGGAUGGACGUGUUUGUGACCAGUCGCAACUAUGAGGCGGCAGUCCAGGCCUUGCUACUGAGAUGCCACUGUCCACUGAAGAUCCGAUGUGUAGAAUUCAGGGCUGACAGCCUGCCUCUCAAAAACCUCUUUUAUAUCAUUAAACUUGCUGUGCCGGCAUCCCUGCAAAAGCUGUCAAUUGUUCACAACAUUCGAAUGGAAAUGCCCUAUCUGGAGGUGUUGCUAAGCCGCGUUUCAUUCCCUAAUUUGAGGGCCCUGACCCUUCCUGCCAGAACAUUUGAUGUGCGGAGAUAUGGUCCAGAAGACAUUGAGAUGUUAGCAAAAAUUGGAGAAAUGCUGAGCCAGCUAACCUGUCUGAGGGAACUGAGCAUCCCUUUCUCUCCACUCUCGGGGCAAAUAAGGAAGCUGCUAAGCCCACUCGACACGCCACUGCAAGUACUUGAGGUUGCCAAUUGUUCCCUGAGUCACACUGACAUGGUCUACCUGGCAAACAGCGUUCACGCAGAGCAUCUGGAGAGGCUGGACCUCAGCGGCCAUGAUGUAGCUGACCUCUACCCCGCAAUGUUCUUCAAACUCCUGAGUCGUGCUUCACUCACUUUAAAAAGUCUUACUCUGGAGGAGUGCAAUAUUGGGGAGGAACAUAUCAAUCUGAUGAUUGUGGCUCUGGUGCCGUGCCGGAAGCUUACUGAAUUUAGGUUUUUAGGUAAUCCUUUCUCUUUUCGAGCCCUGAAAUGCCUCUUUAAUGCAUUUGUGGACUUUCCGCACCUGAAGUAUGUGGAGUUUCCAGUUCCCAGAGACUGCUACUCAGAUAAUGUUACUUACCCGCUGGAUGAUGCUACUUUAGGCAGUUAUGACAAAGACCAAUAUGAAAGAAUGAGAGAGGAGCUGAUGAAGAUUUUAUACGAAGCCAACCGGGAAGACAUAUUGGCCUCCACUCCACUCUUUGGAAGCUAUGACCCCGACAUUCAGGAGACGAGUAAUGAACUUGGGGUUUUUAUGCUCCAGUCAUUUAAAGACGCACUGUCAAAUUUUAUGGAGAGCCUCAAAACCUAAAUAUAAUUUAGUCCAGGUGGGUGAGUUUGGUGUAAAAGUACAUUGUGGGCACCACAGAUCUGUCUGUAUCUUAAUAUUCCGUUGCACAAAUGAAGUAAAUGGCCGUGUACUUAAUACAGUAAGUAAAGCAAGAGCUGCAUACUUCUCACGUAUGUAAAAAUCCUAAAAUAACCACAGAAUGAAAAUAAAGCAGUCAUUAUGCUAAUGUAACAGCACCUCUGUUAUAAUUAAUAAUCCCAAUGAACUUUUUAUAAAUUUUUCUGCAUCGAUUUUGCUCUUUCUUUUUCAAUGCAUUUAUAGGUUUUUGGUGUUCUAGAAUUCAAUUCUGACAUCGAUUUCUUGUGCUUUUCCAUUAUUAGCAGAUUUUGUUGUGCGUUAUUCUGACUCCAUCUUGGUUUUCUUGCGAGUCCCAUUGUUAGGACACAUUCCCGUGUGUCAGGGCCAUCUGAAUUCAUUGACGUGAUUGUGUUAUACCCAAUGAAUUAUGAUUUGUUCACUUUGAGAUCUUUUGUUCUUGAAAUAUUAUUUUUGGAACGUUAAUGUAUGUGGGAAUAUGGGUUGCUUUUUCUCUAGAACUUGCGCCUUCACACUUUAAAUUUGGAGGAGUCCAAUAUUGAGGAGAAACAUAUCAAUCUGAUGAUUGUAGCUCCGGUGCCGUGCCGGAAGCUUAUCGAAUUUAGGUUUUUAGGUAAUCCUUUCUCUUUUCAAGCCCUGAAGUUCCUCUUUAACGUAUUUGUGGACUUUCCACACCUGAAAUAUGUGGAGUUUCCAGUUCCCUGAGACUGCUACUCAGAUAAUGUUACUUACCCGCUGGAUGAUGGUAGUUUAGGCAGUUAUGACAAAAACCAAUAUGAAAGAAUGAGAGAGGAGCUGAUGAAGAUUUUAUACGAAGCCAACCGGGAAGACAUAUUGGCCUCCACUCCACUCUUUGGAAGCUACGACCCCAACAUUCAGGAGACGAGUAAUAAACUUGGGGUAUUUAUGCUCCAGUCAUUUAAAGACGCACUGUCAACUUUUAUGGAGAGCCUCAAAACCUAAAUAUAAUUUAGUCCAGGUGGGUGAGUUUGGUAUAAAAGUACAUUGUGGGCUCCGCAGAUCUGUCUGUAUCUUAAUAUUCCGUUGCACAAGUGAAGUAAAUGGUCGUGUACUUAAUACAGUAAGUAAAGCAAGAUCUGCAUACUUUUCACGUAUGUAAAAAUCCUAAAAUAUCCACAGAAUGAAAAUAAAGCAGUCAUUAUGCUAAUGUAACAGCACCUCUAUUAUGAGUGAUAAUCGCAAUUAACAUUUUAUAUGUUUUUUUGCAUCGAUUUUGCUCUUUCUUUUUCAAUGCAUUUAUAGAUUAUUGGUGUUGCAGAAUUCAAUUCUGAUGUUGAUUUCUUGCCGGAUGGUGUUUUUGCAUUAUUAACAGAUUUUGUUGUGUGUUAUUAUGACUCCAUCUUGGAUUUCUUGCAAGUCCCAUUGUUAGGACACAUUGCUGUUUGUCAGGGCCAUCUGAAUUCAUUGCCGUGAGUGUGUUAUGCCCAAUGUGUUAUGAUUUGUUCACUUUGACAUCUUUUACUCUUGAAAUCAUUUUUUUUGGAACAGUAAUGUAUGUGAGAAUAUGGGUUGUUUUUUUCUCUGGAACUUUUCUGUAUGGAUUUCUUGGAUUAUAAUACUUCCAAAAUAUACUGCUCAAAAGAAUUAAAGGAACACUUUUUAAUCAGA
Molecule: messenger RNA, 3301 nt
Organism: Polypterus senegalus (gray bichir)
Lineage: Eukaryota; Metazoa; Chordata; Cladistia; Polypteriformes; Polypteridae
Gene: lrrc14b
Product: leucine rich repeat containing 14B
Exons: 2
Coding region: 53-1597 (514 amino acids)
Cellular component (GO): cytoplasm
Source: RefSeq, a predicted model, not a curated record